Molecule: messenger RNA, 1482 nt
Organism: Penicillium daleae
Lineage: Eukaryota; Fungi; Ascomycota; Eurotiomycetes; Eurotiales; Aspergillaceae
Product: alpha/beta hydrolase
Exons: 2
Coding region: 1-1482 (493 amino acids)
Molecular function (GO): hydrolase activity
Source: RefSeq, a predicted model, not a curated record
AUGGGCGACUUCAAACGUACCAUCCACCUCCUGAAGGAGCUACUCGUCCGAAUUCCUUUGAUCUUGAAAACGCUCGUCCUCCAUGGAAUUCAAAUGUCUCCCGUUAAGGGAAAGCAAGACAUCCGCACGGAACUCACUACGUCCAUCAUUCGCUCCUUCAUGACUUUCAGUGCUCCAGUGGAUAAGACGCAGAAGAAUAGUAUGCGCGACCCUGGCAUCAAGGGCCCCAUGUGGGUGUCCAAAGUCACGCUGCCCCGGCCAGAGUUCGAUGUGCGUGACGCUGUGAUACGCGCUAUUGAAGAUCUCAAGACGACAGGCAAUGAGACGUUUGACAUGCCCCCUGUUGCAGCAGUGGAGGCUGAAUGGACAGGCUAUCGCAGUGGAGUAGGCAAGAAGACACCGCAGCCCGAUCUCUCCGAAGAAGAAAAAUACCACCAGCUGCGGAGAGAGUCUACCUCUGAUAUGGCCAUUCUGUAUUUCCAUGGUGGUGCCUACUUUUUGAUGGACCCUUGCACGCAUCGCGUGCCUGUGGCGCAUCUGUCCCGUCUGACAGGCGCUCCGGUUCUCUCAGUGCGAUAUAGGCUUGCGCCGCAGAACCCCUUCCCUGCAGCAUUGGUCGAUGCUUUGACAGCCUACCUGUCACUUAUUCACCCGCCUCCAGGUGCCCUCCACAAGCCUGUUCCUGCGAACAAAAUCAUCAUUGCGGGCGACUCCGCAGGGGCCAAUUUAUCCAUAGUACUACUACAGACACUUCUUACUUUGAAGCGAGCCUCUCGACCGGUCCGCUUUCACGGCCAGGAAGUGGACAUUGAGCUCCCCGCAGGCGUAGCUACUAUUUCCCCCUGGUGUGAUAUGACCCGCGCCAUGCCCUCUAUCAUUCGCAAUCGCAAAUACGACUAUCUCGACAUGAAGACCGUUUCAUCCGAUGAUCCAGAUGAACCCGCCCCUUCCACACCAUUACCAUUCCCACCCAGCUCUGUAUGGCCGGUGACUCCGCCUCGUGUAGACAUGUUCGUAAACGCAAACAUGAUGCUGCACCCUCUCACCUCUCCACUCGCAGCAAAACCGGAACUCUGGAAAGAUGCCCCACCUGUCUUCAUCUCGACCGGUGAGGAACUUCUCACAGACGAAGGUCUUAUUCUGGCACGGCGCAUGCACAAAGCCGGUGUACCCGUGGUGGCAGAGCAGUUCGAGGGAAUGCCGCAUUGCCAUGGGAUACUGAUGAUAUCUACACCGAUGGGAAAGCGGUUUUUCCAGAGCAUUUCCGAGUUCUGUCGUGAUGCUGCAGCUGGUCGUGUCACACCAACCGGACAUUCGACGUGGUUCGGGCAUGGAUUACGGUCGACACGCGAGAUCCCGCUGGAGGAGGUCUCUGAGGUUGAUGAUGACCAGGUUGAUGUGCGCAUGAAGAAGGCUGCUGGUUGGCGAGUUCGCGAUGAGGAGGCGCUUCUGAAGGAGUGGCGUGCACAGGCGAAGCUGUAA